This is a messenger RNA of Metarhizium acridum CQMa 102, 1245 nucleotides long. The record is from RefSeq and is a predicted model, not a curated record. NCBI's taxonomy places the organism in Eukaryota, Fungi, Ascomycota, Sordariomycetes, Hypocreales, Clavicipitaceae.
AUGUCGAUGCGGAUUGCCGGUGUUCGCCCCGUCAGAUCAGCAAAAAAGUUCCAUUGGCGCCUUGCUCAGCAGCCGCGACACACGUACGGCUCGAUGAGAAUGUCGGCCUCCUUCCGCCAGGUUGAGCACACCAUCAGUGGCUCCCACACAAGAGAGUAUCUCGGUGCAACGGCCAAUGGAGACGACGAUGUUCCCCAACUGGCUGUGAAGCAGUACAUCCCACUCAACAACCCGCGCCCGCAACCUGGCGAUGUGACCAUUAUUGGCGCCCACGCCAACGGCUUCCCCAAGGUCUCCCCUUUGCCCGCUUUUGGCCUUUGGCCAGAAGACCCAAAUUCACAAGAGCUAACUAUUUCUGCAGGAGUUUACUGUCAGACUCACGCUUUUCCAGCGUCCUGGUUCGACCACGCCAGAGACUUGAUGAACCUGAUCAACUCGAAGCAAGACGACAUCCGGCACGCCAUCGCCGGCAUCCGCCACAGCAUGGGCGGCACACAACUGUGUCUCCUUUCGCUGAUGCACCCGCGGCUCCUCGACUCGCUGGUCCUCAUCGAACCCGUCAUCCAGAUGCAAAACGGCGGCGUCAUACCAGCCGUCCUGUCCACACGCCGCCGUGACGCCUGGCCGUCCACGCAAGAAGCAGUGUCCAAGUUCAAGGGGACGAAAUUCUACCAAGCUUGGGAUCCGCGCGUCCUGGACCGCUGGGUCAAGUACGGCCUUCGCCGGGGGCCCACGGAGCUCUACCCAGAAGCCGAUGGCGAGCAGGCGACGCUGACAACCACGAAGCACCAGGAGCUGUUCACCUUUCUGCGACCAACGUACCGCUCCGAGUCGGCAGACGCCAUCGUCGACCGGGACCCUUUGGGAGCAGGAAUUCCCGGGGUAUCCGUUUUACCGGCCCGAGCCGGCACACGCCUUCCGGCGGGUACCGGACCUGCGCCCCAGCACGCUGAGAAGAUGGCGAGGACGGGCACCGGGGUCGGGGGUAGUGGCGGCGCCGAGGCCGGCCGUGUGAGGCAGGCUGUACUCGACUGCGGGCAUCUGGUGGCCAUGGAAAAGGUUGCAGAGUCGGCGGAUGCAAUUGGCGAGUUUCUCGGGGAAGAUCUGGCCAGGCAGAGCAAGGAGAGAAAGAAGUUUGGGCGCCGUUGGAAAGAAAAGACGAGAAGAGAGCAGUUUACCAUCGAUGAAAGGUGGGCGAGUGAGGUUAAGCCGUCUUCGCUGGAUGGUCGUGGUACAAAGCUUUGA